Durio zibethinus is the source of this 1327-nucleotide messenger RNA. RefSeq lists its product as uncharacterized. Gene Ontology annotation, molecular function: protein binding. The record is from RefSeq and is a predicted model, not a curated record. NCBI's taxonomy places the organism in Eukaryota, Viridiplantae, Streptophyta, Magnoliopsida, Malvales, Malvaceae.
UUUCCAAGUCCGCGUCUUCCGACCAAACUUAACCAAACCCACACACUUUCUGCAAAAAAAUCUGUGAACUUAGGUUACCAAUUUUUUUUAGCUUUCCAUUUUAAUCCUUAACCAUGAUCUCCUUCUUCAAUCUCUAAUUCUCAUAAUAUAUUUUUUUUAAAUUCGGAAAAAAUGGCUCGUUUAUUGACUCUGCUCUUCAUUUUCUCUCUGUUUCUCAACCUUUCCUAUUCCAAAACUCUCAAACGCGACGUUAAAGCAUUGAAUGAAAUAAAGGCGUCAUUAGGGUGGAGAGUGGUGUACGCUUGGGUCGGUGACGAUCCCUGCGGUGACGGAAGCCUGCCGCCAUGGUCUGGCGUCACCUGUUCCCUCCUGGGUGACUAUAGAGUUGUCACCGAGCUGGAAGUUUAUGCAGUGUCAAUCGUGGGGCCAUUUCCUGUUGCAGUGACAAAUUUGCUUGAUCUUACACGACUUGAUCUGCAUAAUAACAAGCUAACUGGACCGAUUCCACCUCAAAUUGGACGGCUCAAACGUCUCAAAAUACUUAAUUUGAGGUGGAAUAAGCUACAAGAUGUUCUUCCUGCUGAAAUUGGCGAACUGAAGAGUCUAACACAUUUGUAUCUGAGCUUUAAUAAUUUGAAAGGGGAAAUCCCCAAGGAGCUUGCAACUCUACCAGAGCUUCGCUACCUACAUCUACAUCAAAACCGUUUUUCAGGGCGUAUUCCAGCAGAGCUGGGCACUUUGGAGAAACUUCAGCACUUGGAUGUUGGGAACAAUCAUUUGGUAGGCACUAUAAAACAACUCAUAAGCAUUGAUGGUUGCUUCCCUUCACUUCGGAACCUGUACCUAAAUAAUAAUUACUUAACAGGAGGAAUUCCAGCACAGCUAGCAAGCUUGACCAACUUGGAAAUCUUGUACCUAUCCUAUAACAAACUGUCUGGAGUAAUACCAUCUGAAGUUGCUCAUCUCCCUCGGUUGACUUCGUUGCAUUUAGAUCACAAUCAAUUUGCAGGAAGAAUUCCUGAAGCACUCUAUAAACAUCCCUUCUUGAAAGAAAUGUACAUUGAAGGAAAUUCAUUCCGGGCAGGAGUAAACCCAAUCGGUGUCCACAAAGUCCUGGAACUUACCGACUCAGAGUUCCUAGUUUAGUCAAAGCAGCAAUAUAGUAUUCUUUAUUGUUAUAUCAAUUUUGGAAAUUUUGAUUAUAUUUGCCAAGACAGUGAUUCAUCCAAUUCUCUGGCAAUGGAAAUCUUAAGUUUUACCCACUUCUUGUCAUGUAUUUACUGAAUGAUGGCUUUGAGAAUAAGAUUAAUGAGCUAAUUGUAAAUAU